Messenger RNA from Ectocarpus sp. CCAP 1310/34, 844 nucleotides. Lineage: Eukaryota; Phaeophyceae; Ectocarpales; Ectocarpaceae. The record is from the annotation of a GenBank genome assembly.
CGUGCUGCAGGGAUUGCAGGUGUACCUCCUCGGGCUUGCGUACCCGUUUCUUGCUGAUAGUGUGUGUGUUCUUUAGACCUUCUGAUGGCUCUAGCAUUUUUUUGACCACGGACCGAGUCUUUGCUAGAUUUUGGGAUUAGCAACUGACACGAAGAAGAAAAACAACAACAACAACAACAACCCCUCUCUGGCCCCAAUCCUCCACUUCUACCAGCUAGAUGACCCAACCGGGGUCACGCAGGAGGGGGGGGUUGGGCCCCAUCCUGCGGUUCUUGCCUGAGAUAUUUUUUGUCGCGAGAAGGGUGCUGCCCUCUGCUGCACACUCUCACACUUGCCCCAACUCCUCUCCCUUCCUACAACUCUUUCCCUACCUACCCUAUUCAUCACUUGUGGCAGCGUCAUGACGACAAUGGCGAUCAUGCGUUACUUUUAUUACACCGACGAUGAUUUCAUCCCUCUUAAGAUCGACAACGACGGCGACCGCUUCUGCUUCAAGUGUCGUCGGGCCUUUUGGAAAGGAGAGACAAUCGAAAUUAUCCCGCCUCACACCGUCGGAAACAAAUCGGGGGGUGACAACUACGCCUGGAUUGGGAGGAAGUGUCGCUACAGCUGCGAGGAGGGAGCACGAGUCGCGAGAGACAGGGCAACCCCCAGGCAAGGCUCGUUGCAUUUUUUCGCAUGCAUACAACUAUGCAUGCACAGAACGGUCCAAGGAUUUAUAGGGUUCUGGGAUGAAAAGGCACACGGCACGAAGAUAUAUAUGAAGAAACGAAUCGCGCACACACUAUCUCAACGUGCAUGUGAUUCCGGCGGAGGCACAACUUGUUGCUUGGAUCGAAUGUAG